CGGCACCCCACCUCUCUCCCCCCGGGCGCAUCGCGCGGGGCAGCCAUGGCGCGAGGAGACAUCCCGCAGGACAGCUACCACCUGGUCGGGGUCAGCUUCUUUAUCCUUGGGCUGGGCACGCUCCUUCCCUGGAACUUCUUCAUCACGGCCAUCCCGUACUUCCAGGGGCGGCUGGCGGGGGCCAACAGCACGAUUGUGACCUUGAGCACCAACCACACUGGCCCUGCAGACACCUUCAACUUCAACAACUGGGUGACGCUGCUGUCCCAGCUGCCCCUGCUGCUCUUCACACUCCUCAACUCCUUCCUGUACCAGUGCAUCCCUGAGACGGUGCGGAUUCUGGGCAGCCUGCUGGUCAUCCUGCUGCUCUUCGCCCUGACGGCCGCGUUGGUCAAGGUGGACAUGACGCCCGGACCCUUCUUCUCCAUCACCAUGGCCUCUGUCUGGUUCAUCAACUCCUUCUGUGCAGUUCUGCAGGGCAGCCUCUUUGGACAGCUGGGCACCAUGCCCUCCACCUACAGCACCCUCUUCCUCAGCGGCCAGGGCCUGGCUGGGAUCUUUGCUGCUCUUGCCAUGCUCAUGUCCAUGGCCAGUGGCGUGGAUGCCCAGACCUCGGCCCUGGGGUACUUCAUCACACCCUGCGUGGGCAUCUUCGUGUCCAUCGUGUGUUACCUGAGCCUGCCCUACAUGGAGCUGGCCCGCUACUACCUGGCCAGGAAACCAUCGCUGGCACAAGGUCAGGAGCUGGAGACCAAAGCUGAGCUCCUCCGGUCUGAUGAGAAGAACGGGAUUCCCAACAGCCCUCAGAAGGCAGCCCUGACUCUGGAACUUGACCCUGAGAAGGAGCCAGAGCUGGAGCCAGAGGAACCCCAGAAGCCAGGAAAACCUUCCGUUUUCAUUGUCUUCCGAAAGAUCUGGCUGACGGCGCUGUGCCUUGUGUUGGUCUUCACAGUCACCCUGUCUGUCUUCCCCGCCAUCACAGCCAUGGUGACCAGCUCCACCAGUCCUGGGAAGUGGAGUCAGUUCUUCAACCCCAUCUGCUGCUUCCUGCUCUUCAACAUCAUGGACUGCCUGGGCCGGAGCCUGACCUCGUACUUCAUGUGGCCGGACCAGGACAGCCGGCUGCUGCCCCUGCUGGUCUGCCUGCGUGUCCUGUUCAUUCCGCUCUUCAUGCUGUGCCACGUGCCCCAGAGGUCCCGGCUGCCCACCCUCUUCCCCCAGGACGCCUACUUCAUCACCUUCAUGAUGGUCUUCGCUGUUUCCAAUGGUUACCUGGUGUCCCUCACCAUGUGCCUGGCGCCCAGGCAGGUGCUGCCACACGAGAGGGAGGUGGCCGGCGCCCUCAUGACCUUCUUCCUGGCCCUGGGGCUGUCCUGUGGAGCCUCCCUCUCCUUCCUCUUCAAGGCGCUGCUCUGAAGGCUCCGUGGAGGGCUCUCCCAGCAGCUCUCUUCUCGCCGCCCCUUCGGAGCCGAGACCCAGGGCAGAGGAGUGGCGAGCCGGCUCAGGCUCUGCUGGGCUGGGGCCCCUUGGUCUGGAGGUGCCCGGAGGAGGCAGGUGCCGUUUCCUUCCCGGGCUUCCUCGGGGUGCUGCGAGGAAGACUUCACCACCGGUCAUGCCAACCCUCCCCCAGGGCGGAGGCGACGC
Myotis brandtii (Brandt's bat) is the source of this 1644-nucleotide messenger RNA. RefSeq names its product solute carrier family 29 (equilibrative nucleoside transporter), member 2 (gene SLC29A2). Gene Ontology annotation, molecular function: nucleoside transmembrane transporter activity. Gene Ontology annotation, biological process: nucleoside transmembrane transport; uridine transmembrane transport; thymine transport. Bases 46 to 1416 code for a protein of 456 amino acids. NCBI's taxonomy places the organism in Eukaryota, Metazoa, Chordata, Mammalia, Chiroptera, Vespertilionidae. The transcript has 12 exons. The record is from RefSeq and is a predicted model, not a curated record. Gene Ontology annotation, cellular component: basolateral plasma membrane; plasma membrane.